Cinara cedri is the source of this 20154-nucleotide messenger RNA. Lineage: Eukaryota; Metazoa; Arthropoda; Insecta; Hemiptera; Aphididae. The record is from the annotation of a GenBank genome assembly.
AUUUUGUUCAACAGAAUCAAAAAAAAAAAAAAAAAAAUAAAUAAUAAAAUGUUUAAAAGAAAAAAUUUACAAUUUAUUAAAUUUUUUAUCUAUUCUGAAUAACAUUAAUUUACUAUGUGACUAUAAUAUUAUAUUAAUUAAUGUAAUUAUUCCUUUUUGGAGUGUAAAUAUUUGUAAUACUAUCUGACAGAUAUGUCUCGGUUGGCAGACUAUUUCGUGAUCGUUGGUUAUGAUCAUGAAAAGGAACGUAAGGAAUCCUUUGUGAAAUGUUUAAUUAAUUUUAUAUUUGUAUUUGAAAUUUAUUUAUUUAACUAAUAAUAAUAAUAAUAAAAUAUCAUAUCUAGUUACCUAUUUCCGAAAAUCUCCUGUCUUAAUUUUUAAAAAUAAAUCAAUUUAAUGCUUAAUGAAUUUAUAUACCUUAAUUGUUAUACUGGACUGUUUAUUUAUUAUAAUGUUUUUAAUGUGCUAUAGGAAGUGGAACUAGUAAAGGAAUGAUAAUACAGCGAUUUCCAGAAAAAGACUGGAAAGAUACACCAUUUAUUGAUGGGAUAGAAUGGGUAAAUAUUAUUUUAAUUAAUUACAUUUUGAAAUUCUUAUAAAUUAAAUAGCUAUAAGCUUUAUACCUAGCCUUAAUUUUUUUUAAACACAAUGAAGUGAAAUUGAAAUUGAAAUUAAACCUAUUGAAAUUAAUUUAAAUAUCAACAUUUUUGUUAUCAAUGUUUUUAUUUAAUUUUUUUGAAUUUGAUAUUAAUUUGUUCUUUUCUAAUAAUAUGUAUUCUUAUUUUAUGUUAUUACAACAUAUUAAUUAUUUUAAUUUAGUUAUUUUUUAUUUAAAAUUUACAUUGAUAUUAGCACUAAAUUUAUAAUUUAACUUCAGAUUUAUAAAUCUUGACAGUAAUUAUUUUCAGUGUUAUUAUUUUAAUAAAUGGCAUAAUUUAAAAAUGAAAUAAUUUUAGAAUUGUUUAAUAUUAUAGUUUUGUCAACCUCAAGGAUGGUCUCUAUCAUCUGAACGGCAAGAACCUAGAUUUUUUGUUUUUGUUCUUACUGAUGUAGAAGCUGAAAGGCAUUAUUGUGCAUGCUUGUGUUUUAAUGAAACAAUAUCAAUUACUCCUAGUAAACCUGUUGAUGAGGCAAGUAUAAAUUUAAUAUAUUCAAUUAGGUUAGAUUCAAAAUAUUAUCAUAUUAUUGUAGUAGUACAUCUGACUAAAAUUAUGAGUAUUCUUUAUAACAAAUUCGUUAAUUUUUAAUAACAUUUUAAAUAUAUUCUUAAAUAAGUAUGAUUUAAAAUAAAGCAAAAUUAAUUAAACCAGUAAAAAUAAAUAUGCCUUGUUUUAAAUUUAACUCAUCUUUCUUCCAUAAUAUUUAUUUGUAAUUUUAUGUUUACUUGUUUUAUAUCAUAAACUCUGUAACUAGAUAAUCUAUUUGCUGUACCUAAUCCGUUUAUAAGUUAAACUAUUAGAAUUCUAUAAAUAAAAAAGUAAAAUACCAAUAUACAUAGGUAUAAUUUGUAUCCAUUAAAAUGUACACAAAAAAAUAAUAAUAUGUUUUUUAUUGUCAAAUAUAUUAUUAUUAAAUUUGUGGUAUUUUAAUGUAAAAGAUAAGAUUUAAUAUUUAAAGUACUGGAUAGGCAGAAAAAAUUUCUAUUCCUUUUGAAAAUAAAUCUGUAUUAAUGACAUUGACUCACUUAAAUCAACACUGUAAUUUUUCUUUUAUUUUGUUAAUAAUGUAAAUAAUUUAUAAAAUCAUUCGAGUUACAGCAUUAAUUGAAUGUUUUCAUUUUUUUUUAAAUAAUUACUUAACAUUAAAGUUUUUAGUAACAUUCUGACUUAGAUUCUAAAUAAAAAAACAUUUUAAUACUUAAUUUAUAUUAAAAUACUAAAUUUAUUUUUUUCUUGAAUUGUUCUAUUAUAUCAGUUUAUUAAUGCCAGUUAGAUGAUAUAAUUAGUCUAGCUUUAUUGUCUACUAUAUGAUUACAAUUUUAUUUCAUAGUAUGUAAGUUAUACUGCAUUGAAACAAAAUAAAAAUAUUUUUUGUGUAGGAAGAAGAUGGUGUUGUGGAAAACAUAGCACUUUCUAGAAGUAAUCACUCUAAUCAAAGGCAACAUCACAGCAUUAUGUAUGCACCAAAAUGUUUAGUAUUAGUGUCAAGGUUGGAUUAUAUAGAAACAUUCCGGGUAAAAAUAUAUUUGCACAUGUUUAAUUUAUGUAUAAAUAAUAAAUUAAUAAAAUAUUUUCAGAAUUGUUUAGGUAUUAUCUAUACCAUAUAUGUUGAAAAUGUAGAAACUCCAAUAGAAACAUUAGUAGGAAAUAUGUUAGGUUGUGUUCAAGUUCCUCAGCCUGGUGGACCUCAAGUACGAUUUAGCAUAGGUGCUGGAGACAGACAAGCACUGCAACCUCCAUUAUCCCAAACAUUACCAGUUACAAAAAAUGCAGUUUAUUUAUUAUUUCAAGAACUAGGUAAUUGUUUUUCUGUUAGAAAAAUAUACUUAAUUAUUUGUUUUACUGAAAUUUAAAAUAAUUUUUCAUCUAGGUAUUCACAAUGUGGUUGUACUGUUUUGUGCAAUUAUGACUGAACAUAAAGUUCUUAUGACUUCUAGAAGUUAUACUAGACUCACUGAAGGCUGUUCUGCUUUAAUAUCUCUUAUGUACCCAUUCAAGUAUAGCCAUGUUUAUAUACCAUUGUUACCUGCUGGUUUAGUUGAAGUCUUAUCUACACCAACACCUUUUUUAAUGGGUGUGCAUGCGUCUCUCAAAACUGAUGUUUCUGAACAAGUAAAAAUUAUUAUACUAAUUAAAACUUUAUAUUAAACACAAUUUUAAUUUGUUAUAUGCAGAUGGAUGUAAUAGUAGCUGAUUUAGAUGGUGGUAGUAUUCUUGUACCUGAUGGUAUAAGUCUACCUUUACUGCCUGAACCGCUAUUGACUCAAACUCAAGAUUGCUUGAGUCUAGUGUUACAACCAGAAUUAUGUUGUGCUGACCAUGCAUUUCCACCAACUUCUAAUACUGUUCAACCUCCACCUCCUACUCUCAUUGAUAAGGAAGUAAGAGCUGUCUUUAUGAGAACAUUUGCACAAUUACUUCAAGGUUAUCGAUCUUGUUUGACAAUAAUAAGAAUACAUCCCAAACCAGUUAUCACAUUUCAUAAAGUAAAUGUUGCAUACAAAUCAAUAAUAUUAAAAAUGUGAGAGCAAAAUUGUAUGAAUUAAAUAAUUUUCAGGCUGCAUUUUUAGGAGAAAGAUGCUUAAUGGAUGAUGAAUUUACAACUAGAGUAUUGGAUUGUAUGUUUUUUAACAGUUUUGUUUCUGAUAGAGGGCCAGCUUGGCGUUCUUGUGAUCAAUGGGAUGAGUUAUAUUGCAAUAUGAAUGAAUUACUUCGAAGUGAAGCAUUGGAUGAUGGACGUUUGAUUCUUACUCAUAUUCAAGUAUGAUGUAUAAUUAUACUUAAAAUGUACUUAUUUAAAAAAAAAAAAAUGAAAACAGUAUAUUUUUAAAUUAAAUAUUUUUGGUUUUUCAGUGUUUUAUUUGAAUAUUAUAAACUUGUGUAUAGUUUGUUUUUUUAAAUUAUAACAUCUUACAGGAAUUAGCUCAAGCACUGUACUUAAAUGAAAAUCCCAACCCACAACCAUAUGUUCAAAAAAUCUUAAAACCGCCUGAAGGAGCAUUUACCAGAAUUCAUCAGCCUCCUUUUCCAAAACUUGAUAACAAUCGUGUUCAGACAAUUAUAGAUGAUGGAUUGAUUAAAAACAAUUUGAAUUCAAAGUAAGUAUUUAGUUAUUAUUUUUUUUAUAAAAUUUUGUAUUUAUUAUUAUUGUAGACUUUCGUCAAUAAAACCUACUCCACCUCGUAUCGUACCUAUGGGACCACCAAUAACAAAUUUGAAUGAUCUGAGAACCACUGUCAGUAAUUCUGCUAGAAGAUUAGAAGUAUGAUACUUAUUAGUUAAACAAAUAGAUAUAUUAAAUAAUAUCUUUAAACUUAGGUAUUACGUAACUGUGUGAAUUGUAUAUUUGAAAAUAAAAUCUCAGAUGCGCGUAAAACAUUCCCAGCAGUGUUAAGAGCACUGAAGUGUCGAGCUGCAAGAUUAGCUUUAUGCACAGAACUUGCACAACAUGUGCAAGGAAACAAAGCUAUGCUAGAGCAUCAACAAUUUGAUCUUGUUGUUCGACUAAUGAAUUGUGCUUUGCAGGUAUGGUACUACAUGAUCAUAAAAUACAUAAUUGUGGAUAAAACCUAAAAAAAAAAAAAAAUUAAAAUUAUUAGUAAAAAAACAAUUUAAGUAUAAUAAUAUUAUAUUUAAAUACCAGGAUGGAUCAGCAAUGGAUGAAUUUGGUAUAGCAGCUGCUCUUUUACCAUUAGCAACUGCUUUUUGCCGUAAACUGUGCACUGGAGUAAUACAAUUUGCAUAUACAUGUAUUCAGGUAAUUUUAUUAUUUAGAAUGUAAUACUCACUUAGUGUUAUUUGACCAGCAAUAUGCUUGUGUCCAAGAGAGACAAAUGUAUUUAUAUAAACUGGUUUUAAUGUAUAUUUUAAUAUAUAUUAGGACCAUGAAGUUUGGAAAAAUCAACUUUUUUGGGAGUCAGCCUAUUAUUUAGAUGUACAACGAGACAUAAAAUCUCUAUACUCUGACAAUAAUCUCUCAAGCAAUAAAAGGUCUUCAUCAAUGAAUUUAUCUAGUCCACGUGAAAAUCAUGUAAUUGAAACAAAUACAUUUUUUAAACUACCAUUUAACUUACCUUUUUUUUAUUUUUAGAAUAAAGAUAAUAUUUUAAAUGAUAGAUUUAGUCGUUCACAAGAAUUAUCUGCUUUAGAAAUAGCUGCUGAACAAAUGCGAUUGCGUCCAUCAAACAAUUCCGGUAAAAUCUGUAAUUGGAGUUUAAUAUACAUAAUUGUUAUUAAUUAUUUUUAAUUUUUUUCUGGUUUAUAUUUUCGUUUAGAUAAACUAAGAGAAUAUAUAUCAAGUGAAGAAUCAACUCUGUACAGUCAAGCUAUUCAUUAUGCUAAUCGUAUGGUGUACUUACUUGUUCCAUUAGAUGUUGGUAGUAAUAAUGUUAAAAGUUCAUCGAAUCAUCAUCAAUCUACUAAUAAAAACAUAGAUGAUGAAAGGGCAUCUAAUAGUAUAACUAAUAGGUAAUUAUUAUUAUUUAUUUUGUUUUGUUCUAGUCAUUAGUUGGUCAAUUGCUUAGAUUUAUUUUAUUUUUAGUGCUGUUGAUAGAUCUGGUAGUGUUUGUGAAUCUGAUAUUGAAAGUGGUUAUGCUGAACCAGAACCUAAUGAAAUUGGUAAUAAAGUAAUUAAAAUGGUUAGCCGUUUUGUUGAUAAAGUAUGUACAGAAGGAGAAGUUCGGGAAGAACACAUUCGUUCUUUACAUCAAAUGAUUCCUGGUGUAGUACAUAUACACAUUGAAACAUUGGACGGUGUAAAUAGGGAAUCAAAACGAUUGCCUCCAAUCCAAAAAGUAUUAUUAUAAUAUAAUAAACAUAUUUGUCAGUUUUAAUUUUAUACAUUUUAUAAUAAUCCUAUAUCUUUUGUUUAGCCAAAGAUAUUGACGCCAAAUAUGCUGCCAGGAGAAGAACCAUUGAUGGAUGGUUUAAGGGUAUAUUUAUUACCAGAUGGGAGAGAAGAAGGUUUAGGAGGAUUAGUUGGUGGGCCACCUUUAUUGCCAGCAGAAGGAGCCAUUUUUGUCACAAAUUAUCGUAUUGUAUUUAAAGGAACUCCUUUGGAUCCUUUUGCUUGUGAACAAAUUGUAGUGAGAUCAUUCCCUGUAACAUCAUUGACUAAAGAAAAACGUAUUACAGUUCAAUAUUUGGCACAUCUAGAUCAAUGGUUACAAGAAGGUCAUCAGUUUAGAUCUUGUACAUUUCAAGUAAUUAUUUUCCAAACAUAAUGCCUUAACUUAAUUAUGUGAAAAUGUUAAUACUUUUCAGUUAAUUAAAGUGGCAUUUGAUGAAGAAGUGAAUGCUGAAGAUAUAGAAUGUUUUCGAAAGUUUAUUCAUAAAGUACGUCAUCCUCCAAAUGUAUUUAAUCACUUUGCAUUUACAGGCCAAAUACCAAUUUAUGAAAUGCCCAUGACAAAUGACAAAGAAAAAAAUGCUACACUUAAGUGAGUUAUGAUUACAGUUUUUGAUAUAAUAUAUAAUUUUUGAAAUUUUGUAUCUAUAUUUUUUUUUUUUUACAAGGGGAUUUGCAAAAAAAACAUUAAUGAAGACUGCUCGUAAAGCUGGUUUCAAACAAAAGAGUUCAUCUAAACGACACAAAUAUGUUUUGCCUAACAUAUCAAAUAGUUCAAUAAACAAAUCUAAUAAAUACAUGACUACUCCUGGUAGGAUGACUCUUCCACCUUUUAACAAUCUUGAUGACAUAUCUGGUAUGUUAAUUCACAAGAUAUUUUUAUUAUUCAGUAUUGUUUACACAGAAAAUAAUUUCUGCUUGAAAUUUGAAUAAAUUUAAUUUCCCUAUAUAUAAUACCUUAGGGUUAUUAGGAAAUUUUAUUUUUAUUCCCAAGCCCCCUCAGGGGUAACAUUUGGCGUUUAAAUGAUAAUUCUUACUUUAUUUUUUGUAUAAAUUUAAUUUUUAAAUAUUUGUUUACACUUAAAAGGGUAUGGUAUUUUAGUUGUUAGACUUUUCUUUUGUAUAUAUUAUGCACCUCAAGUUUAAUUUGGUUUAUUAAAGAAUGGAUAGAAAAAUUUAAUUUUAAAUCUUUUAAAUCACUUUAUCUUGUAUAUUAAUUACAAUAUUGAUUUUAAUUAUUUUGACAUUACUGUAUUAUUUUUGUAUAUUAUAGUGAAUGAAUUAGAUAUCAGUGGGAUGAACACUCCUAACAUUGUUUCUAAUGUUUCUGAUCCAAAAACAUUAGAACGUGUGACAGAAAGGAGUUAUGUAAGAGAUUGGAUUAGAUUAGGUCUUGCACCAAAAAAUACUAGUUCUACUAAUAUUGGUCAAAAAAAUAACAAUAAAGAACAAUUUAAAAUUACUCCACUAAAUUCAGCAUAUUUACUGUGUCGCAGGUAACUAAAUUAAUUUUGUAUUAAAUAUGAAAUUUACUAAUUUAGUGUUAUUAUUUAUUAUAUAUUAAAGACAAAUAUAUUAAUAAUCAUUAUAUUUUAUACAAUUUCAGUUACCCUGCACUAUGGGUAGUUCCAUCAACUAUGUCAGAUGAUAGUAUUCGAAGGUUUUAUCGAAACUAUCGUCAUAGUAGAGUUCCUAUAAUUACAUGGCGUCACCAGCAAACAUCAGCACUUUUAUUACGUGGUGCAGGAUAUCAUGGUAAAAAUCUAAUUGGAAUGCUUAAAUCAACACAUCCCUCAUCUACAGGUAUAUUUAUUUUUCAAGUACAUUCAAAUGUUUACCAAUUUUACUAUUAUAUUUAUUAUUUAUGUAUCUAAUAAUUUUAGGCACAUUGAAUUCAGAAAGCAAUUCUUCUGUAGAGCAAGAAAGAUACUUAUCAGCUAUAGUUGCUUUGACCCCUUUAUCGACCUUACGCCAUAGUGGGGCUGCUUUGGGAUUAUCGGAUAGUAGUCUUAGUAUUAAUUCCCUUUUGUUAGCUGCAGAUGAAGACAUACCAUCCCCAGAUAUUUCUCGCAGGUAUUAAAAAUUAAUAAGCUAACAUACUUUUUAUUAAAUUUUUUUUCUAUUUUUAUUACAAUUGGAGUACAAUCAUUUUCUCAAUAUAUUACAGUAUUUUAUAUUUUUUAAGUAUCAAAACUAGGAUAAUAACAGAAAUUUGAACAAAUGUAAUUAAAUUAAAACUUCAAGUUAUAAAACAUGUUUACUUAAAAAGUCAAUAUAUAGUAUGUUAAAUUAAUAGCCUAUUUAUAUAAUAUAAUCAUUAUUUUGUACAAUUAGGGGUCCAAUGAGAUCUAGUGGUGGUAAUAAACAAUUUGGACGUUGGGGUUCAUUAAAAGAACGGCGAAAUAAUAAUAUUUCAUCAAAUAACAGUUACUCAUCUCCCAUGUUUCAAAGUCAGCAAUAUGGACGAAUGUCUAUGGCUGAUACUGAUUCGAAUACAGAUAGUCCACAUGAAUUUCAUAAAGCUGCUUUGUAUAUACUUGGCGAUAAAGCUCAAAUGAAAGUAAUAAAACUUGGAGAAUAAUAUAUGAAACAGUAUAAUGGUAAUUUUAAUGGUUUUAAAGGGUAUGAAAGGUGAUUCUGUCAUGAAAAUUGAUUUUAUUCCAAUUGAAUAUGCAGAUAUUCGUCAUACUAAGACUUCAUUUAAAAAACUUAUGCGAGCAUGUGUACCAAGUUCUACUAGUAAUGAACCUGAACAUUCUUUUUACAAGUUAGUAUGAAAUUCAUAUAUGUUUUCCUUAUUUUUGUCUGAAAAAUGUAUGGGCAAAAUAAACUACGAAAUUAAAAAAUAUUGAAAUUGUGGUUUAAAUUAAAAAUAAUAAUUUAAUAUAAAUGGUAACUUAAGACUGUUAUAAUAUUUUGCUAAACCCUCCAUUAGAAAAUAUAUUUAAUGGUGAGAUUUUUAAAAUGUUAUUACAAUGUCCUGAUAUACUAAAUCUGGCUUAUAACAAUUGGUGGUAAUUUUUAUUUGCGCUAAUUCAUUUAAUAAGAGCUAAAUAGACUUUAUGAAAUAGAUAACAUGGAAGUUAUUUCAUUUUCAAUUAAAGUAAAACAGUUAAUUUAAUUACUAGACAAUGAAAAUUGUAUUAUUUUUUUAUUAGUUAAAAUAUAUAAAUUUAUGCUAAUUGUCUUCCAUUGACAACCCAGGAGCUGGUUGGUGAAAUUCUUUUAAUUUUUAUACUUCUCUGCUUUUUUCUUUAAUUUGUAAUAUGUUCUGUAUCUCUUAACUACUUGUCUUAUGUAUUUAAGUAGUGGCCUUCUUCGGUGGUUCUUCCCCUCUAUUCUUCCUAGUAAAUUUUUAUACCUUUGUAGUGUAUUUUUAAUUAGUUUAGCUCUUCAAGGCUUUCAGAAAAUUUCUUCUCUCCCAUUUUUCGAAAUACUUCUUCAUUUGUAAUACAAUCUACUACCUACCUUAUUUUAAGAAAUCUCCUCUAAUGCCAUACUUAAAAUUUAAAGACAUUAGAACCUUGAUUAUCUGAAUCUCUGUUAUAUGAACCCUCUAUUCUUAACAUUAUUUCGUUUCAAUUCAUGUAUCCACACAUUUGCAAGAUUUAACGGUGCAAGUAAGUAGGCUCUUUUUCUAAUAGAAUAUACAUCAAGACUGUUGUACACAUAUUAUUUCUUGGACUCAUCUUCCAUCACUUAUAAUCAUAAUUUUUAAGUAUUUAUAUUUUUCACCUUCCAGUGUGUUACUAUCUAGAUUUAUAUCUGACUGAGCUAUUUCAUUAUGACUACAGACAAGGAUUUUACUUUUAGAUUUAUUUAUUUUUACAUUGUAUUUAUUCUUGAAUUAAAUAUUUAUUGUCAUUAGAAUAUUUUGUUAGUCUUUUUCAUUCUGUUAAUUCUGCAUCGUCAACUACAUAUUUAUUUUUCCUUGAAUUUGUAUUCCUUCUUGUACAUAAAGGUUAAAUAAACAUUUAUAUAAGGAGUACCCCUGUCUUCGGCUUUCUUAAGUUUCACUUUUUCCUGUCUAAAUCUAUAAAGCACUUAAAGAAACUUAACUAUUUUCUAUUUUGCAAUUCCUGAUUUGUCCAAAAUUCAAAAAGAAUGUUUUCCAUUUUAUGUUGUCAAAAACUUUCUCUAAGUCUUCAAAGGCUAUGAAUGUUGAUUCCUAUUUUCCUAUUCCUAUUAUGAAUAGAAUUUCCUAUUUGUUUUUCAAUCACUUGCCUAAAUGUAAGUAUAGCUUUCUUAAGCUGUUUUGUUUUCUUGACCUUUCAGUAGGCGUUUGUCAUACUCUAUACAACAGGAUAGUAUUUAUAUAAUAUUAUAAUUGUACAAAAUGUGCAUACGUGUCUGGUCUUCAAUUAGUAGGCUAUCUAUAAUGUUUUCUAUUUAUUUCAGCACAAUACAUAUGAGAAUUUUUGAUGCUUGUGAAAGCAAACUUAAUGUUCUAUCUGUUCAUAUGUUUUCGCUCCAGUCUUUUUUGGUAUUGGCACUAAUAUGCAUUUUGUAAAAUCUAUUUUUCUAUUAUCAUCGAUUUUAUAGACUAGUUCAUAUAGAAUAUUCUUGAAAUUUUCUCCACUGUUCUUGAUAAAUUGUGCUGGAAUUUCAUAUAUCCAUGAUGCUUUCCUAUCCUUAAAUUCAUUUAGUGCUUUCUUAAUUUUUUCCUUCAUUAUUGUUCAGUCUCUAUUUUCUGAAUGUCUUUCCACCUCUUGUUUGUCUGUGGUUGUAACUUUUCGGUCUUUGUACAGGUGUUUCCGGUGUUCUCUCCAAUUAUCUCUACUUCUGAUUCUUCAAAUAGAGUGUCACCGCUUUUCUCUUUCAUAUCAGUUUGUUUUUUAUCUCUUUGAAAAAGGUUUUUACUAUUCUAUAUACUUUACCUUUAUCUUUGCCUUUCAUCAGUUGUUUGUUAACCUCUGUACAAAUAUUUUAAAAUACUUUUUGUAUAUUCUCUGUUUAUUGAAUUUCUUAGACUCCUAUAUUUUUUCAUGCUUGAAGGGUUGCAUUAUAAUAAUGAUAUGUUUUAAACUUACCAUUAAAAGUCAGCUUAACUGACAUCAAUUAAUAUUUAGCGGAUGUUAUCAUAUUAAUAAUAUUGUAUUAGCAGCCUUUCUUUGUUUAAUUAAAAUUAACUAAGUAAUGGAGUGUAUUCUACUUCUCCAUCCUUCACCUGAAUUAUUUUGGGUCAAUCACCAAUGGGCCCCACUGAACAGAUUCCUUUGAUUUAAACUUAUACUUGACUUUGAUCUCUCACCUUGCUUACAUUAGCUGUCCUCACAUCAUUCUCAAUUGCAUCAACCCCUUUUUUUUGGUUUUUUCUUUUUUCUUAUGUUUAUUUUCAUCACAAUUUUUACUGCUUUUGAUUCCUCUUCUCAUGAUAUGCCAAAGUGUAAAUAAUGUAUUAAUUAUGUAAUAAUAUACAGUAUCAAAUAUUAUAUUUAUUUAUUAAUAAAAAUCACAUCAUAAUAUAUAAAUUUAAAAAAAAAACCCCCAUUAAGAAAUAUUUAAUUAUUUUCUUUAAUAUUAUGAAAUUGAUUUUGAGUUUAUUAUAAAAUUGUUAUUGAUUUAGAAUGAUUGAAAAUUCUGACUGGUUACAACAGUUAAGAAGCAUUAUGCAGUUAUCUGGAGCCAUAGUAGAUUUGAUUGAUGUACAAGGUUCUUCCGUUAUGUUGUGCUUAGAAGAAGGCUGGGAUAUAACAUGUCAAUUAUCAUCAAUAGCACAGUUAUGCAUGGACCCUUAUUAUCGUACAAUUGAAGGUUUCCGUGUUUUAAUUGAAAAGGAAUGGCUUGCAUUUGGUCAUCGUUUUAGCCAUCGUAGUAAUUUAGCUACGGCGUCUCAAGCUUCUGGAUUCGCUCCGACUUUUUUACAAUUUCUGGAUAUUGUUCAUCAAAUUCAUAGCCAGUUUCCAUUGUCGUUUGAAUUUAAUGAUUACUAUUUGAAAUUUUUGGCAUAUCAUUCAGUUUCCUGUCGAUUUCGAACAUUUUUAUUGGAUUGUGAGUUGGAGAGAGUAGAGUGUGGAGUGGCUGCUGUUGAAGACAAAAGAGGAUCAUUGACAUCACAUCACAAAAGUGUUGAUACCGGUUCAGAUGACGACAUUGUUUAUCCCGGUAUAGUGUGUUUUUUCUUUUUUAAAUGUAUCUAAAUUAUAUUAUCGAUGACGUAUAAUGUGUUACAGGAGGUCGUUUGGCCGGUAAUAAUAUUUCUGCCCAUUAUAUUCCAAAUUUAGGACAAUCUGUGUUUGAUUACAUUGAAAAAUACAACGCUCGUACAUCUAUAUUUUACAACUUUAUGUAUAUGCCAAAUACUGAUCAACCGGUACACAUAUUAUAAUUAAUUAUAUUAAUAAACUAUUGUUAAAUUAAUUAUUGUUAUUAUUUACAUUUGUCCAAUUAGGUUCUUAGACCACAAUCUUCAUUACCCAAUUUAAAUGUUUGGCAGUAUUAUUUGAAUGAAGAAUUAGCGCACGGGCCGAGUUACGAUUUAGAAAUUAUUCAAAUGGACAUGCAGCAAGAAGAGGAAGCUGAAGCAGCGGAUGGUAUUUCUAACAAGACUACUCGAAAAGUUGUUACAACUGGGUAAUUAUUAUUAAAGUUUUAUUAAAAUCGCUCAUUUCAUGAAAUAGAUAAUACUGUACAUUUUGUGCAAUUAGUCAAAAAACUAUUCUUUUCUAUAUUACAUGAAUUAAAAUAUAACAGUAAAUUCUAUUAUAUUUUUAAAAACCCAUGCGUAUUAUUUAUAAGUGAGAUUGAGAAUAUUAAUUAAAUUAAUUUCAAAUUAUGAACUAAAUAUUUUUUUAUCUUAUUAUUCAUUUUUGUAUGACAAUUAAUUAUGACACCAAUUAUUAUAUAAGAAGUUUUUUUUUAAAUAUGCACACCUACUUGAUUGGCAAAGACUUUUUACCAUUUAUGAACUAUUUAUUAACUUAAUCAGUAGUAGUUAUAAGUUGAGUUAUAUAUUUUUUUCAAAAAUUCACUGUUAAACCAUUACUUAUAUAAACUAGAGUACAAAGUUUAUUCCAAGUUAUUCCAAGUUCGUGUAAUCCUUUUAAUUUUUAAUGAUCACACCAAAUAUAUUUUAUGGAUCUAUGACCCCCUAUCAAAGCUGAAUGAAGCUAUGAUACUGAUACACAAGAAAGAUGAUAAGACAAACUGUGAAAAUUACAGUGGAAUAUCAUUCCUAAAUUUGGCUUAUAAAGUAUUUGCAAAGAUAUUACUGAACCAAAUAACUUCCUAUCUAGAGGAAAAUAUUGACAUGUAUCAGUGAGGAUUCCUAAAUGGCAGGUUGACAAAUAGAACAGCUUUCAGUCAUAGGCCAAAUAAUAGAAAAAAAAGUAUGAAUUGCACCAAAACAUCUGGUAACUAUUUGUUGAUUUUGAAAAGGCCUGUGACAGCGCAUUCAUGGAAAAAGCCUAUAAUAUUAUGGAGAAAUUCGGGAUCCCAGAGAAACUUAUGUGGCUAACAAAAAUGUGUAUCAUAGUAUCAAAUAAUAGUCGAAAAUUUGUUGUCUGAAGCAUUUGAAGUAAAUACAAGCCUAAAACAGGGUGAUUCACUGUCCUGUGUCUUAUUCAAUAUAGCAUUGGAAAAAGCUAGUAGUAGUCAGGUAUCAUCAAAUAGAAGAUAUAGAGAGAUCAGUAAAAAGUUCUCAAGUAAGCAGCCAGUUGAAUAAUUCUGAAAAAAACCCAAAUAAUGGAACUGCUAAAUAAUAGAGACAACACCGAUGCAGAAUCACUUAUUUUCGACAAAGUAAAAAAAUGUUGGUACUUUGGAACAGUAUUGAGUACUAGAAAUGAUUGGUCAAGAGAGAUAGGAUUAAGGAUUAUAAAAGCUGAAAGAGCGUUAUUUACUUAAAGUAAGUUCCUAAAAUCAAAUUCUCCGAAAAAACCAAAUUAAGGCCAUAUACUAUGGUAAUAAAAUAAAAUAUGGUGGACCAAUGUGAACCGAUUUAUGACAAUGCCAAAGAAGUGUGGAGGAAAAAUAUUAACAAAAUACUACGGGAAGAAAUGGGAAUGGCAUCAGUUAUUAGCUUCAUAAAAGGACAAAGGCUUCAGUGGUUGAAGCAUGUGAUGUGAAGAGAAGAAGAUGAUGUUAGCAGAGUAGCUCUAGAGUAAAAACCGGCAACAUAAAGAGCUCGAAGAAAACCCAUGAAAAGAUGGCUGGAUGUUGUGGGGAAGGACUUUAAGAGGGUGGAAGUACAAAAUUGGUGAGAACUAGUUUAGGAUCGAGAAAAAUGGAGGGACAUUAUGGCAGAAAAAUUCUUAAAUAGUAUUAAAAGCCAAUAAAGAAGAUAGAUCCUCUAUCAACUUUAGUAUGGUUUAUAGUAGGUUAAAUAUGACUUAUCUCAUUUAUAAAUAAUAUAAUAUAAUUUAUUGUUAUAUUUUCAUUCAUAAAAAUAAUAUUCUCUUCUAGUUAGGAUGAUAUCAAUUAUCAAUAAUAAUCUAUAGUAUUUUCGUACCUUGGCCAACUUCAAUAUCUCAGUUUACUUGUUCUAUUCUUUGUAAAAUUAAUUAAACAUUAAGUUUAUAUGUUAUUUAAAUUUUAAUUCAAUUUUUAUUUUGUUUUCUUUCUCUAAUUUGUAUACAUUGUAAUUAUUGUAAUGUUAUGUUAUUUUGUAUUGCUAAUAUUUUUCUCAAAAGCCACUUGGCGUUUAUUCUUAUAAAAUAAAUAGAAAUAUAUAAAAUUAUAGUUUAUAGACUAAUUACAUAAAGUACACAGUAUAUGUAUUAUCUAUUUCAUGAAAUGGACGUCCAUUUAAUAUAUUUUUUGUCAAAAUUAAUCAUCUGGAUAAAUUUCACCAUCCAGUUUAUGAAAUGAGUGAUGAGUAAUUUCACUAUAUGAAUGUAACAUACACAUUAUACAAUUAUAGUAAUUUCUAUUGAUCCAUUAUCAAAUUCAGGUAUAACAUAAUAGAACGUUACAUGCCAGACGCAUUUAAACAUCAAUUAGAUGAAAUUCACAAAUUGGAAACUGAACUUGGACUUUUGCCACAAAAAUGGAAAGUGCUCUGGGACAAAUUAGAAAUUCCUGUUAUGACAGAUUCAUUAAAGGUUAUUAUUUGAAAAGCUUUGUAGCAUUAGUUUAAAUAAAUUUGUUUCUUUAGAGACACGCUUCAUUUAGUACACAACUGGUAAGAUAUCAUGGUCGAUUGUUGCACAAACGGUCUACACUAGAAAUUCUUAAGCGUGGGAAAGCGAGUAAUACAACGUCUACGAAUGCAGACACAAAUCCACCUCAUUCUCAUCCGCACCGUUUUGAAAAAUACAACUUCACCACUCCUACAUACUGUGAUUAUUGUUCUAGUCUUCUGUGGGGUCUAAUAAAGGUAAAAAUAAUAUUUAGUAUUUACUAUCUUUGUAUUUUGUGUUUAUCUAUUGUGAAUUAAAUUCAUUACAAAUUGCCAAAAAUGUCUUCUACAUAACAUAUUCUAAAUUUUUAAAAUUAUAAUUUGUUAAAUUCUUUUGAUAUGUGUAUGAUUUAUGGAACAAUCAAUAUUUGUAUGUUUGUUAGGUUUUUUGAUGUUUGCAUUGUUCACGUACGUAAAUUUUAAUAUAGUGUUAAAAUAUUUAACUCAUCAAUCUCGCCAUAGUUACAUUUUAUAUCAAAAUUAAAUUUAUAUUUUGCUAUUAAAAAUCAUAUUUUGCUUUGAGCCAUUAAAUUGUCUUAAAUUUGUUGAAUAUUUUAGAUUCUGAGUAUAGCAAACAAUUGUUUUUACUAUACCUAUUUUUUCUGUCUAUAAACAAUGUUUAUCAGAAAUAAUGCCCUGGUCAUCAACUUCAGGAAGUUUAUUCAUUGAAAUUAAUGGAUUAUCAUAUAUUGUGGUUUAUCUUUAAAAAAAAUAAAACCAUAAUUGACCUGAUAUUUUUACAAAAAAUAUGUCUACAUUUUCACUGGAAUAUUUUAAAAAAAAAGCAUUUAAAAAUUAGGUAUAAAAACCCAUCCUAUAUAUUGGUUAAUUUUAAUAUAAACUCAAGGUUAUCAAUUGGAAAAACUAGAAAUAUUUAUGCAAUAACAGAGUACCAGAUGUCAGAAAAAAGUCAUAUUGGUUCACCGCUUUUUAGUCAUUGGGCUUAUUUAAUUUUCCUUGUGGCUUUCAUAACUAUUGGAAAAACUUAAAAUAUUUAUAUAAUAGCAGUUUCUGUCAUUUUCUAUUUUGUGAUUUUGUUACAAUUAUGUUAAAAAUAAUUGGAUCAACCUAAAAAAAUCAACUAAAUUCUACAUCUUGAAUAUCUUUUAGUAACUAAUUUAAUAUCUUUCAAACAAUCCAUUUUAAAUUCAUUUUCAAAUAAUUGAGAUUUUGAUGGUAUCAUACAGAUUUAGAGAAAACUAAUUAUAGAAUUGACCAUAAUAUUUUGAUUAAAAAAAUCUGUUUCACAGGUUCAUUAUUGUCAUGGCUUAAUUCUUUUCUAACUCAUUGAUGUCAAUUUAUUAAGUAUAAACAUAUUAUUUUAAAUUAAAUCUCAGUCAUUUCAGUAGUCUCAAGAAGAGGUCAUUUUUCCGCACUAUUAUUCAAUUUAUUUAUUUAUGAUAUUGUUUUCUAUAUUAAUAUUUCAAUUAUUUAUUAUUUUGUAAACUGAUGACAAAAAAAUAUUAAAAUGUAUUAAUGCAGUAGAUACUGAACUUUUACAGAAAGAUUUAAAUAGUUUCAACUAUUGGUGUACAUCAAAUGGUAUGUCCUUUAAUAUAAAUAAAUGCCAAAGCAUCUCCUUUUAUAAAAAGUACCAUUUUAAUUUCUUUUUAAUUUAUACUUUAAAUCUUUAUCUAGUUAACAUUUAGUUCAAUUCUCCCAAAUUGAAGUUUUUGGAAUAAUCUUUGAUACAAAGUUUAUUCAAUUUCCAUAUGUAUUCACAAUUAAGGAAAAAGAUUUUUAAUUGACAUGAUCAAGCUAUAUUGGUUCUGUUUCAAUAAUUUUAGAUUCUGAGUGGAGCAAAGAAGCUAAUGGUUUUAUAAAGAUUUUUUUUUCCUAUGCACAACUUUUCAACUUUUCAAAUUUAUAAUGAUAGCAAUGUUUCUGAAAAAAAAAUUUCACUAGGGAGGUACUUUAAAGAGGUCAUUCUUCGAUUUUCUUAGGAGUCUUCCCAGAAAAUGUGAAAAACCUGGAUAAAACAUAGGAAAACUAGGAAAAAUGUAGGAAAACUUGGAAAACUGGUGCGACAUUAAACAAAUAAUAUUAAUACUAUUUAAUUAUUUUACUGUAAAAUGACAUAUAUGUAUAUAUGUAUUUAUAUAUAUUGUUGACAAAGCAUCACUAUCAAUUGAACUCUGGUCAAAAUCAUUAUUUUGUUAGCAAUGGUUUAUCGUUGCUUACAUAUAUACAUUAAAUUAUCUAUUAAGUUGCUGUGUACCCUUCCCCAUUAUCCUAGGACUUUUUUUUUCAUGUUAAAAUGUCUUUAUACUUAUUCAUCCCCAACUGGAAUAUGCUUCAAUUAUAUGGGAUACAUUAUUCAUUCUUUGUUUUAAAUGCAAUUUAUGUAGACCCUUCUCUGACAAUGUAGAUAUUCUUAAUUACUUAAAUUUGAUGCCUUUAAAAGACAAAAGGAACUUUUACUAUAAAAUAUUUCUAUUUAAAUUACUUAAUAAUAUUGAAGACUUCUCUCUGCUAUCCAAUAUUUUCUUUAAAAUAAAUAACCAUGAUUUUAGAAAUAAAGAUUAAUUGUAUAUUGCUCAUUAUUCCCAAAAUUAUAUGGCACUUUCCCCUGUCAAUAUUUUAUUAUGUGUCUAAAAUAAAUUGAAUAAUUUAGAAUUUUUUAAACGAUAAUUUAUUGUAUAUCUAGUACCUAUAUAUUCUUAUUCUUAUUAUAUUCACUUUAUAUUGUAUCUUAUAUUAAUUAUGUUCAAAAAAAAUAUGUUAGUUGUAUAAAUUGUACUAACUGUCCAUUAUUUAAGAAAAUAAAUGAGCCUUUUAUAGUAAUAGUAGUUUCAAAAACUUUCUGGCGCAUUUCAAUUAUUUAUUUCAGCUAUUUAAAAUAUUUAAAUUAAUUAUUAAUUUGAAAAUUUGACACAAAGUUCUUUAAAGUUGUAUGGUAAAUUAAUUGGAACAAGAAAAGUUGAGCAUUGAAACUUUUUUGGCAGUAAAAAAAAUAUUCAGUGAAUUAAAUGUUAUAUCCAUUUUGUUUUUUCAUCAUUUCAGACUGGCAUGAGAUGCUGUGAUUGUGGUUAUAGUUGUCAUGAAAAAUGUUUAGAAAAUGUACCAAAAAGUUGUACAAAAUAUAAAGCUGUUGCAGACAGAACGUUGACUAAUCAAAAUGUUAAUAGAACAGGCGGUGAUACUGCUUCUGUGAAUUCAAGUAAAUUGUUUAAAAAUAAACAUUAUUAUUAACAUUAAUUGUAUAAUUUUAAGUUAUAUGGAAUUUUGUUUAUACUUUAUUAUUUGUAAUAGUAUAAUAAUUUAUAGUAUAUAUUCAUAUAAUAAUAAUAUAUUAUAUUUACAACAUAAUUUAUGCUUUUUAGACAUGAAUGGUAGCCAUCAGCAUUACUAUGAACAGUUUUCAUCAAAUGUUGCUGAAAAUAGAACACAUGAAGGUUAUUUGUACAAACGUGGUGCUCUUUUAAAAGCGUGGAAACAACGCUGGUUCGUUUUAGAUUCAAUUAAACACCAAUUGCGAUACUAUGAUUCUAUGGAUGAUUCUCAUUGCAAAGGAUACAUAGGUGAUCUUAUUAUUUGUAUAAAUAUCGUGUAUUUUAGAUUCUGAGCAUUAUAAGGAAUUAAUCGAUUUUAUAAUGUUUUUUUCCUUAACUCUAUUGAAUAAUUGGAAAAAUAUAUAGAUGAAAUGGGAAAAUUUACACAAUAACUGUUUUGGGAUUUUUUUUGUUGUAAUUUAUUUAAUAAAAAUAACUGUAGAGACCUGAAAUUGAAAUAAAAAUGUUCAAAACCUUCAGGUUAUUUCUUAAGCUAUUUAUAGACAUUUUAUAAUUAUUAUUUUUUUGGUUUUAUAUGAAUAAAAUUGUUUUGACUGAGCAAAAAUGUUUGAAAAUGUAAUACUUAGGUUCAUCAUAAGUUGUUUUUAAUGGUAAAACAUGAAUUUGAGCAUAACAUAGUAGUUUUUGUUUUAAGCAUCAAAUUUAUAUUUUAAUGAAAAUUGUAAUUGUCAUGUUAUUUUUAAAUCUUUUUUACAAUUUAUGUGAAUAUAAUUUUUUUGCCCAUCCGAAAUGCUCAACAAUUUAACAUAGAUUGUACUUAAGAAAAGAAAAGAAUAUUGAUACAAAUUAUUAUCUAUGUGAUUUAUCUUUGCCUACAAAUAUAAAUUAAAUAAUGUAUUCUAACUUUUUUUACUUAUAAUAGUUGCAAAUUUAUUAGCAGUGUCUUCUUCAGUACUUCUUUUUUUUUGUUUUUUGCAUUGAUAAAGUGGUUUUUCAACCAAAAACAUGAUACUUCAUAAAUUUUAUAUCAAUAUUUUUUUCUGAAUUUUUCAUUAACAAUCUAAAUUAAAUUGUUCAAUUUAGAUCUUGCUGAAGUGAUGUCUGUAUUUCAAGCAAAUCCAACUCCUGGAGCACCAAAAAAAACUGAUGACAAAUCAUUUUUUGAUGUGAGAACAUAUUUUUUUCUAACAUUUUUAUCGAAUUACAUUAGUUAGCUAAAUUUGUUUUUUCAUUAGCUGCGUACAAACAGAAGAACGUACAAUUUCUCUGCCAGUGAUAUGUCGACUGCACAAGAAUGGAUAGAAAAAGUCCAAGCUUGUUUGCAAUAAUGAACUAUUGUCUCAGAAGAAAGACAUUUAUACAAAAUUUCUUUUUCGUUGGUAAAUACUAUUUAAUUUAUUAACCAUUAUUAAUUUCAUUAUAAUUAUUGUUAUUUAUCCUUUUAUAUAUAUAUAAAUAUGUAUAUAUAUAUAGUGAAAUAAGUUGACCAUUACUGAUAUGAACAUAUAUUACGUGAUGUCUUCUUAUCAAUGUGUUGAAAACGAAAUGUGAUAGUUUUGUAUAUUAUAUAACUAUUUUUUUUUCACAACUUCUUUUUAUUGUUUUUAUUAUUACUAUUACUAUUAUUAUAUUUAUUAUUAUCAUUAGUUUAUUAGUUAUUAUUUUAUGCCUAUGUGUUGUAAUAUUAUGAUUUAUUAUUAUAAUAUACUCUAAACAAAGACUCAAGGGUCUUUCCAAAAUGGGCAAUUAAUUCUAAAAUUUAAAAAAAAAAUUACAUACUAAAUGUGAAACUUUUAACAAAAAGUUCAAAAGUAAAGUAUCAUUCUGAAUAUACAAAGGAAAUAAUUUUUUUUUAUAUUUGUCAUAAAUUUCAUGAUUAUAAAUUCUCAAGACCUAUGUGUGUCGCGUAAUAGAUAUAAGUUGUUAUGAUAAUAUAUAAUAUUGUUCUCAUAUUUAUUGGAUUAUUAUUUUUUUUUUAUUAAAUUUGUAUUAAAUGUUAUACAAAGCGCAUAAUGUUUCCAAUUAAAAUUCUACGCUUAUAAUAGCUUGUGUUAUUUAUAUAUAUAUAUAUAUUUUUUUUUUUUUUGGAAAGCUCUUGAGGGAAUAUUUGGAAAAAAAAAAUAAACAUUUUAAUACUAUUACUCAAAAAGUUACCAACAUUGAUACAUAUGAAUAAUUUUCUAAUUAAUUUAUCUUAGUGGAAAAGUUGUAAAUUAUUGUUACAAAUAUAUUAUUUUAUUUUUAAUUUUAAUUUGUUGUCAAUCGAACAAAAAUUAAACUUUUGUUAGUCUUUGCCCU